This is a messenger RNA of Clavispora lusitaniae ATCC 42720, 639 nucleotides long. It is a transcript of the gene RIP1, whose product is annotated as ubiquinol--cytochrome-c reductase catalytic subunit. Lineage: Eukaryota; Fungi; Ascomycota; Pichiomycetes; Serinales; Metschnikowiaceae. The record is from RefSeq and is a predicted model, not a curated record. Gene Ontology annotation, molecular function: quinol-cytochrome-c reductase activity; 2 iron, 2 sulfur cluster binding. Gene Ontology annotation, cellular component: membrane. Gene Ontology annotation, biological process: mitochondrial electron transport, ubiquinol to cytochrome c.
AUGUCGCUUGCAUUCAGAUCAUUGAGAAGCGGUUUGGCGUUGAAGAACUCUGCCAGAGCCUUGACCACUUCCUCUUCGGCUCUCUCUUCCUACCAGCAGCCAGACUUUUCGUCUUACCUCAGCAACAGAGGCGACCAAAAGACCAAGAACUUCACCUACUUCAUGGUUGGCUCGAUGGGUUUGUUGUCUGCUGCGGGCGCCAAGUCCACUGUGGAGGCUUUCCUCUCGUCCAUGUCUGCCUCUGCCGAUGUUUUGGCCAUGGCCAAGGUUGAGGUCAAGUUGGGCGCCAUUCCAGAAGGUAACAACGUCAUUGUCAAGUGGCAAGGUAAGCCAGUUUUCAUCAGACACAGAACACAAGAUGAGAUCGAUGAGGCUAACCAGGUGGACAUCAAGGCUUUGAGAGACCCACAAACCGACGAUGACCGUGUCAAGAAGCCAGAGUGGUUGGUGAUGUUGGGUAUCUGCACCCACUUGGGAUGUGUCCCUAUCGGAGAGGCUGGUGACUUUGGUGGAUGGUUCUGCCCAUGUCACGGUUCCCACUACGAUAUCUCUGGUAGAAUCAGAAGAGGCCCAGCUCCUUUGAACUUGGAAAUUCCUCAGUACGAGUUCUCCGACGAGGAAACCUUGCUUAUCGGUUAA